Messenger RNA from Sander lucioperca (pikeperch), 2036 nucleotides. RefSeq names its product ATP-sensitive inward rectifier potassium channel 8-like. The coding region runs from base 244 to 1581 and encodes 445 amino acids. The transcript has 8 exons. Lineage: Eukaryota; Metazoa; Chordata; Actinopteri; Perciformes; Percidae. Gene Ontology annotation, biological process: regulation of monoatomic ion transmembrane transport; potassium ion import across plasma membrane. The record is from RefSeq and is a predicted model, not a curated record. Gene Ontology annotation, molecular function: ATP-activated inward rectifier potassium channel activity. Gene Ontology annotation, cellular component: plasma membrane.
UCUGGACUCUAGAAGUUGGACUACGUCAACAGGAGAGAGGAGAGCGUCCCAGCCCUCAGAGGAGCUGAGCAGAGAAACAUCCUCUAAGUGUCCACACAAGGAGAAGAGUUGCUGCGUCUCUGAGCCGUUUUUCCUGCAGGUGGACAUGUUUGAUCCGCGCGUAAAAGACGCACUGAAGACGGACUAAAAAGCUUUGACGUUUCUUCUUUUUUUCUUCUUUUUCGAUCAUCAGCAGCAGAAAAGAUGUUGGCGAGGAAAAGCAUCAUCCCGGAGGAGUUCGGUGUGCCGGGGCUCGCCUCCCGGAUGCCCCGCAAGCCGGUGUUCAGGGACCGCGUGAACAAGGCGCGCUUCAUCGCCAAAAACGGCUCGUGCAACUUGGCGCACAAGAACAUCCGCGAGCAGGGCCGAUUCCUGCAGGACGUCUUCACCACGCUGGUGGACCUAAAAUGGCGCUUCACGCUGGUCAUCUUCACCACGACGUUCGUCAGCAGCUGGCUGCUGUUCGCCAUGAGCUGGUGGCUGGUGGCGUUCGCGCACGGAGACCUGGGCCAGGAACGGGACCGGGAGCUGGACCUGGGGCGGCACAACAGGACCCAGUGCGUCACCGGAGACAAGACCCAGUGCGUCACCGGAGACAAGACCCAGUGCGUCACCGGAGUCAAGUCGUUCACGUCAGCCUUCCUGUUCUCCAUCGAGGUUCAGGUGACCAUCGGCUUCGGAGGACGUAUGAUAACAGAACACUGUCCGACCGCCAUCACCGUCCUCAUCAUGCAGAACAUCAUCGGGCUCAUCAUCAACGCUGUCAUGCUGGGUUGCAUCUUCAUGAAGACGGCUCAGUCAAACCGUCGGGCAGAGACGCUGAUCUUCAGCCGCCACGCCGUGAUCGCCGUCAGAAACAACUGCCUGUGUUUUAUGAUUCGUAUCGGGGAUCUCAGGAAGAGCAUGAUUAUAGGAGCCACCGUCAGGUUACAGGUGGUGAGGAAGACGACCACACCGGAGGGGGAGGUGAUCCCCAUCCAUCAGAUCGACGUCCAGACGGAGACGGCUUUGGCCAGCAACAGCCUGUUCCUCCUCGCCCCGCUCAUCAUCUGCCACAUCAUCGACAAAAACAGCCCGCUGUACGACCUGUCGGCCAUGGAGCUGCAGUGCAGCGACCUGGAGGUGAUCGUCAUCCUGGAGGGCGUCGUGGAGACGACAGGGAUCACCACGCAGGCCCGGACCUCCUACGUCUCCGACGAGAUCCAGUGGGGUCACCGCUUCGUUCCCAUAGUGACGGAGGAGGAGGGCGUUUACUCUGUGGACUACUCCAAGUUUGGUAAUACAGUCAAGGUAACGACCCCACGCUGCAGCGCCAGAGAACUGGACGAGAAGCCGUCGAUCCUAAUCCAGACUCUGCAGAAGAGCGAGCUGUCGCACCAGAACUCGCUGAGGAAGCGUAACUCCAUGCGGCGCAACAACUCCAUGCGUAAAAACGCAGGAGGCAGCGGGGGUCUGCGCAGGAACAACUCGGGGCUCCUGACACCGAAAGUCCAGUUCUUCACCCCGACCGAGGGAGGCCAGAACCUGAACGCCGUUACAUGAGGCCUGCCUCCAGCUGGCUGCCCUGCUCCUCCUGGUGGCCAGGAGGAUUAUGGGUGUUGGUGUUCUUCCUCGUCUGAUGGGACUCCUUCUCUUUCUGUUCACUGCCUUAUCUAGACUCCCAACACUUUUAAUGUUACUUCAUGUUCACACGCAUGGAGUAAUCUAGUUCUUAUUUUUAGAAUUAACUGUUGCAGUAUAUUUCUCCACACUCAUAGCGCAGCCACAAACCAAUCCAUUUUUCUCUCUCUUCAUUAUCAACAAAGCAAUAAUAAACAUUGGGCCUUUAUGCCUGUUUUAUCAUUUCUAGGGAGAUGUAUUUUCUUAUUGAAUAAAGUCACAGUCUAACUACUCGUAGCGGUAACUAGUGGCAAUCAAUCACUGUACUGACCAUGUGUGUUUUUCAUUUUAUUUUGUCUUUUGUGUUGUUGAGAAUAAAUGCACUCACUUCAUUUGAA